Molecule: messenger RNA, 7453 nt
Organism: Phaethon lepturus (White-tailed tropicbird)
Lineage: Eukaryota; Metazoa; Chordata; Aves; Phaethontiformes; Phaethontidae
Product: dynein heavy chain 5, axonemal-like
Exons: 33
Coding region: 94-7443 (2449 amino acids)
Biological process (GO): microtubule-based movement
Cellular component (GO): dynein complex
Molecular function (GO): ATP binding; minus-end-directed microtubule motor activity; dynein intermediate chain binding
Source: RefSeq, a predicted model, not a curated record
UACGACUUUGGGCUUAGAAAUAUUCUGUCUGUUUUAAGAACACUUGGAGCAGUAAAAAGAUCUAAUCCCAAAGAGCCUGAGAAAACCAUAGUGAUGAGAGUUCUGCGGGACAUGAACCUCUCCAAACUGGUGGAUGAAGAUGAACCUUUAUUUAUGAGUCUCAUUAAUGACCUGUUCCCUGGAAUUACUCUGGAUAAAGCUGGGUAUCCUGAACUACAGUCAGCCAUCCAGAAACAGGCAGAGAUAGCAGGGCUUAUUCAUCAUCCACCAUGGAUACUUAAACUCAUUCAGCUGUAUGAAACUCAACAAGUCCGACAUGGUAUGAUGACUCUAGGUCCAACUGGUGCAGGAAAGACAAAAUGCAUUAAUAUUUUGAUGAAAGCAAUGACAGAUUGUGGUGCUCCUCAUAAAGAGAUGAGAAUGAACCCAAAGGCAAUCACAGCAUCCCAGAUGUUUGGUACCCUUGAUGUUGCUACAAAUGACUGGACAGAUGGUAUUUUCUCUACAUUAUGGAGAAAAACAUUAAAAGCAAAGAAGGGUGAGCAUAUCUGGAUAGUUUUGGAUGGACCUGUUGAUGCAAUAUGGAUUGAAAAUCUGAACUCUGUUCUGGACGAUAAUAAGACCCUUACUUUGGCCAAUGGAGAUCGUAUUCCGAUGUCCCCCAGUUGCAAAAUUAUUUUUGAGCCUCACAACAUUGACAAUGCUUCCCCUGCAACAGUUUCUCGUAAUGGGAUGGUCUUCAUGAGUUCUUCAGUGUUAGAUUGGAAGCCUAUUUUAAGGGCUUGGCUGCAAACGCUACCUGUUACGUACUCUGAUGUCCUAUGGAAUUGCUUUAAUGCUGUAUUUCAGGAUGUGAUAGAUUUUGUUUUCUCUGCUGUGACACCAAAAAUGAUAAUUUUAGAAUGUAUGUACAUCAAACAAGCUAUUGACCUCCUACAGGGUUUAUUGUCCGACAGAGAUGAGAAGCAGCUCAGUGAGGAACAUGUUGCUCGCUUGUUCAUUUUUGCUGUAAUGUGGUCAGCUGGAGCUCUUUUGGAACCAGAUGACAGGCUGAAAAUGGAGUUGUUCCUACGGAAGCACUCUGCAGUGAAAGAACUUCCAGUUGUGAAUGGAGAAGAAACCAUGUUUGAAUUUGGUAUCAAUGCCUGUGGCCAGUGGGAGCACUGGUCAAAGAAGGUCCCUGAAUAUAUUUACCCUAAAGAUUCAGUACCAGAAUAUACUUCCAUUCUAGUUCCAAAUGUAGACAGUGUCCGAACAUACUUUCUAAUGCACACUAUCAUGAGGCAAGGAAAAGCUGUUCUGCUAAUUGGGGAACAGGGAACAGCAAAAACAAUUAUGAUUAAGGAUUACACAUGCAAGUAUGACCCUGACGUUCACUUGACCAAACGCCUAAACUUUUCUUCUGCAACUCUGCCAAAUAUGUUCCAAAGAAGCAUAGAAAGUUACAUAGAUAAAAGAAUGGGCACCACAUACGGUCCUCCAGCUGGGAAGAAAAUGACUGUCUUCAUUGAUGACAUCAACAUGCCUGUGAUUAAUGAAUGGGGUGAUCAGAUCACCAAUGAGAUUGUAAGACAGCUGAUGGAACAGAAAGGUUUCUACAAUUUGGAGAAGCCAGGAGAAUUUACGAAUGUGGUUGAUAUCCAGUUUGUAGCUGCUAUGAUUCACCCUGGGGGAGGUCGGAACGACAUCCCACAGCGCCUAAAACGCCAGUUCACCAUCUACAACUGCACUCUGCCUUCCAGUUCCUCUAUUGACAAAAUAUUUCGAACAAUAGCUGAAGGCUAUUUCUGUGAACAACGACAUUUCCCUGCAGAGAUAUGUAAACUGGCUUCAGCAUUAGUAUCUACAACUCGAAAGGUUUGGCAAAUGACAAAAGCAAAGAUGUUACCAACUCCAGCUAAAUUUCAUUACAUCUUUAAUUUACGAGACCUCAGUCGUAUUUGGCAAGGAAUACUUACAGUUACUUCUGAAGUCUGCCAGAGCAUCAGUGUUUUGGUAGCCUUGUUCCAGCAUGAAUGCAGACGUGUUAUUGCAGACAGGUUCAUCAGCCAAAGUGAUAAAGACUGGUUUGAAGAUAUGAUGAAAAAGAUUGCUUCUGCAGAACAUGGUCAAAAUCUAUUUGAAGAUAAAUCCACAGAAUUAUACUUUGUGGAUUUCUUGCAUGAUGUCCCAGAAGCUACUGGAGAUGAACUUGAUGAUGCAGAGUUGAAGGCUCCUAAAAUUUAUGAGCCUAUCCCAUCUUUGGAUUAUUUGACUGAAAGAUUACAGAUGUUCAUGCAACAGUACAAUGAAACCAUCAGAGGAUCAAAGAUGGAUUUAGUAUUUUUCAAGGAUGCAAUCAUCCAUUUGAUUAAAAUAUCACGGAUUAUUCGUACUCCACAUGGAAAUGCAUUAUUGGUGGGUGUGGGUGGAUCAGGAAAACAAAGUCUGACCAGACUAGCAUCAUAUAUUGCCGGAUAUGAGAGCUUUCAGAUUACUUUAACAAGAACAUACGCCACCAACAACCUUUUGGAUGAUCUGAAAAUCUUGUACCGCACUGCUGGGCAAAAAGGGAAGGGCGUUGUCUUUAUAUUCACAGACAAUGAAAUCAGAGAUGAAUCUUUUCUGGAGUAUAUGAACAAUGUUUUGGCUUCAGGUGAAGUCUCAAGUCUUUUUGCACGAGAUGAAAUAAGUGAAAUCACACAAGACCUGAUACCAGCAAUGAAGAAGGAGUACCCAAGGCGUACUCCCACUGGUGAAAAUCUUUAUAAUUACUUUCUUGCUCGGGUUCGUAAUAACCUGCAUGUGGUUCUUUGUUUUUCUCCUGUUGGGGACAAAUUCAGAACUCGUGCACUCAAAUUUCCAGGUCUGAUUUCAGGCUGUACCAUGGACUGGUUCCAGCGCUGGCCUAAAGAUGCUCUUGUAGCAGUUGCACAGCAUUUUUUAGUUUCCUGCCAUAUUGAGUGCACAGAUGAAGUGAAACAGAGUGUUAUUAGCACCAUGGGAACAUUUCAAGAUAUUGUAGCUGAAAAAUGUGUUGAAUACUUCGAACGAUAUAGGCGACGAACAUUUGUGACUCCAAAAUCUUACCUGUCCUUCAUUGGAGGCUACAAAGCUAUUUACAAAGAGAAAUUUGACAAUGUUGGAAGUUUGUCUGAACGCGUGAGAACAGGUCUUGCAAAAUUGAUGGAAGCUGAGAUUUCAGUAAAUCAGCUCUCCAAAGAGUUGGUGAUGAAGGAGAAGGAUUUGGCUGUAGCUUCAAAAAAAGCUGAUGGAGUCUUAUUGGAAGUAACUAUGAAAGCCCAAGCUGCCGAAAAGGUGAAAAUGCAGGUGCAAAAGGUAAAAGACAAGGCUCAGGCCAUUGUGGAUGACAUUGCCAUUGAUAAAGCAGCAGCAGAAGAGAAGCUUGAAGCUGCAAGACCUGCAUUGGAAGAAGCCGAGGCAGCCCUGCAGACGAUAAAACCUUCUGACAUUGCAACUGUUCGCAAACUGGGUAAACCUCCUCACUUGAUAAUGCGAAUUAUGGAUUGUGUGCUACUUUUAUUCCAAAGGAAAAUAGAUUCAGUAACACCUGAUCAAGAACGCCCAUGUGUGAAGCCAUCGUGGACUGAGGCUCUGAAGCUAAUGAAUAAUUCAGGAUUUCUUAGCAUGUUGCUUACUUUCCAGAAGGACUCAAUUACAGGAGAAACUGUGGAGCUUUUAGAGCCUUAUUUGGAUAUGGAGGAUUAUAAUCUUGAGACUGCUAAAAAAGUGUGUGGAAAUGUAGCAGGUCUUUGCUCAUGGACACAAGCAAUGGCAUACUUCUAUGGUAUUAAUAAAGAAGUUCUUCCUCUUAAGGCAAACUUAGCCUUGCAAGAGGGAAGACUUGCAGCUGCCCAAAUGGAACUGAACAAUGCACAAAUUCAGCUGGAUGAGAAGCAAAUGGAACUGGAUCAAGUACAAACCAUGUAUGAAACUGCUAUGAAAGAGAAGCAGGCCUUACUUGAUGAUGCUGAGGCAUGCAGAAGGAAGAUGAACAAUGCCACAGCUCUGAUUGAAGGAUUAGGUGGAGAAAAGCUCCGUUGGACAGCAAGCAGCAAAAACUUUCAAAAUCAAACUAUUAAUUUAGUGGGCAAUGUUCUUCUGGCCACUGGAUUUCUCUCUUACUCUGGACCUUUCAAUCAGGAGUACAGGAAUUUGCUGCUCCAGUUGUGGAAGAAAGAAAUGGACAACAGCCAGAUUCCAUACAAUAAUGAUCUGAACCUUACUGGUAUGCUUGUUGACAAUGCUACAGUGGGUGAAUGGAACCUCCAGGGUCUUCCGAAUGAUGACCUUUCAAUUCAGAAUGGCAUCAUUGUCACAAAAGCAUCUAGAUAUCCUUUGCUGAUUGAUCCACAAGGUCAAGGAAAGAUCUGGAUUAAAAAUAAGGAAAAUAAUAAUGGACUUCAGGUUACAGCUAUGAACCACAAGUUCUUCAGAAGUCAUAUAGAAGACUGCCUGUCCCUUGGCCGACCUUUGUUAAUUGAAGAUGUUGGAGAGGAACUUGAUCCUGCUCUAGAUAACAUCUUGGAAAAAAAUUUCAUAAAAUCUGGUUCAUCACACAAAGUGAAAGUAGGUGACAAGGAAGUAGAUCUGAUGAAGGGGUUUACCCUUUAUAUGACAACAAAAUUGGCUAAUCCUGCCUAUACUCCAGAAAUUAGUGCAAGAACAACUGUAAUAGACUUUACUGUUACUAUGAAAGGGCUGGAAGAUCAGCUCCUUGGCCGUGUCAUCCUCACAGAAAAACAGGAACUGGAGGCAGAAAGAGUCAAACUGAUGGAAGAAGUGACAUUUAACAAGAGGAAAAUGCAGGAGCUUGAAGACAAUCUACUCUUCCGUCUAACCAGUACAGAGGGCUCUUUGGUUGAAGAUGACUCUCUGAUAGAAGUCCUAAGGAACACUAAAGUAACAGCAGAAGAGGUCAGUGAAAAAUUAAACAUAGCAGCGGAGACAGAGGUGAAAAUCAAUACUGCACGUGAAGAGUAUCGGCCUGUUGCUUGUCGUGGUAGCAUCCUUUACUUCCUAAUUGUGGAAAUGAGCUUGAUUAAUGUCAUGUACCAAACAUCCUUGCGGCAGUUCCUUGGCAUUUUUGACCUAUCAGUGGAAAGAUCUCAGAAAUCUCAGAUCACAGCAAAAAGGGUGGUAUAUGUAAUCGAGCAUCUCACCUAUGAAGUCUUCAAGUACACAGUUCGAGGGCUGUAUGAAAAUCACCGAUUCCUGUUUACAUUGCUUCUGGCACUAAAGAUUGACUUGCAGGCCAAGAAAAUUUCACACACUGAGUUUGAGACACUGAUCAAAGGAGGUGCCAGUUUGGAUCUGAAUUCUGUGGAACCAAAACCAAAGAAGUGGAUCCUUGAUGUGACAUGGCUGAAUCUUGUGCAGUUAUCUAGCUUGUACCCUUUUAAUCAACUUCUGGUGCAAGUUGUUAGGAAUGAGAAGUCUUGGAAAGCUUGGUUUGAUGAAGAAGCACCUGAAAAAGCUGUUAUUCCUGAUGCAUAUGACAGCUUACUGGAUCAAUUCCGUAAACUGCUCCUUGUGCGUAGCUGGUGCCCUGAUCAUACCGUUGCCCAAGCUCGACACUACAUUGCAGAAUCUCUUGGAGGGAAAUAUGCAGAAGGAUUUAUUCUUGAAAUGGAAGCAAUGUGGACAGAAAGUGACUGUCGAACACCUUUGACAUGCUUUUUAUCGAUGGGUUCUGACCCCACUGAAAAUAUAGAACGUCUUGCAAAAUCAAAGAACAUUCCCUGUCGUGCCAUUUCAAUGGGUCAGGGCCAGGAAGUCCAUGCAAGGCGCCUGUUAAAUCAGUGCAUGCAGGAUGGAGGAUGGCUCCUUCUACAGAACUGCCACCUUGGCUUGGAGUUUCUUAAUGAAUUAAUGGACACCAUUGCAACAACAGAAUCUAUGAGUGAAGGUUUCAGGACCUGGAUCACUACAGAGGCUCAUACACAGUUUCCUAUUAAUCUUUUACAGUCCUCUAUCAAAUUUACUAAUGAACCCCCUCAAGGUGUGAAAGCUGGCUUAAAACGAACAUACUCAGCUGUUACUCAGGAUCACCUGGAAGUGAGCAACAUGCCACAGUGGAAACCAAUGCUAUAUGCUGUAGCAUUUCUUCACACAACUGUUCAGGAAAGACGAAAGUUUGGUCCAUUGGGCUGGAAUAUUCCCUAUGAAUUUAAUCAAGCAGACUUUGCAGCCAGCAUACAAUUUGUUCAGAAUCAUUUGGAUGAUGUCGAUAUUAAACGUGGAGUGAACUGGAGCUGUGUUCGCUAUAUGCUUGGAGAAGUACAGUAUGGUGGCCGUGUAACUGAUGACCUUGACAAAGCACUGCUGAAUACAUAUGCAAGAGUGUGGUUUGGAGAGCAUAUGUUUAGUGAAAAAUUUUGUUUCUACAAAAAUUAUAUUAUUCCAAAAGGGAAAACAGUUGAGGACUAUAUCCAGUACAUAGAGCAAUUGCCAGUGAUCGAUACACCUGAGGUAUUUGGACUUCACCCUAAUGCAGAUAUAACUUACCAGACAAACCUUGCUAAUGAGACUUUAAGUACAAUAGUGAGCAUCCAGCCCAAAACCAGCAACACUGGAGGUGGGGAAACCCGAGAAGCAGUGGUGCAGCGUCUUGCUGAUGAGAUGCUAGAGAAGUUGCCUCCAGAUUACAACUCUCAUGAGGUGAAAGCCCAACUUCGAAAGAUGGGAGCUAUUCAACCCAUGAACAUAUUUCUCCGUCAAGAAAUUGAUCGCAUGCAACGUGUUAUUUCAAGAGUUCGAACUACACUGACUGAUCUCAAAUUGGCUAUUGAUGGAACCAUAAUUAUGUCAGAAGAAUUACAAGACGCUUUAGAUAAUAUGUAUGAUGCUAGAAUUCCAAAACUGUGGUUUAGGAUUUCCUGGGAGUCGGCUACUUUAGGAUUUUGGUUUACUGAGCUUCUUGAAAGAAACCAGCAGUUCAGCACUUGGCUGCAGGAUGGCCGACCAAACCAGUUCUGGAUGGCAGGAUUCUUUAAUCCACAGGGAUUCCUAACUGCUAUGAGGCAAGAGACGACUCGCAUGAAUUUAGCAAAAGGGUGGGCACUCGACAGUGUUGUUUUACACAAUGAAGUGACCAAGAUGAUGAAAGAAGAUGUUGUUGGUCCUCCUCCUGCUGACAUUGGUGGGGUUUAUAUAUAUGGCCUUUUCCUCGAAGGGGCAGGUUGGGACCGCAGAAACAGUAAGCUGGUCGAGUCAGCACCAAAGGUGCUGUUCACCAGUCUUCCUGUAGUCCACGUGUAUGCUGUUAGCACGGCAGCGCUACAUGACCCAAAGAAGCAACAAGGAAGUGUGUACUCCUGCCCCGUCUACAAAAAGCCCCGGAGAACAGAUCUGACGUACAUUUUCUCUCUGUAUCUGAAAACAGUGCAGAAUCCUGAUCAUUGGACUUUACGGGGGGUCGCACUGCUCUGCAGUUCAAAAUAAGGACAGAUAG